CCCGCAGGUCCCCGCUCCGAGAACCGGAAGUGGCGUGUGGAACGGACUCGACGCCGAGUUGGAGAGGCCUACGGAAGAGGCGGCUGUGGUGAGGGGUGGAUGAGGCCUGAGAGGCCGUCGCGGGAGCCGGACAUUGCCCAUGGAUGAAUUGGUGCAUGAUUUGGCCUCAGCCCUUGAGCAGACUUCUGAACAGAACAAGCUGGAUGAGCUGUGGGAAGAAAUGACUCUUAGCCCAAGGCAGCAGCGACGGCAGCUUCGCAAAAGGCGGGGACGCAAACGCCGUUCAGACCUAACACACCAAGCAGAGCAUGCUUGUUGCUACAGUGGAGCAUCUGAAUCCAGCCUGGAUGAAGUUGUUGAGGACUGCCGGGAAGUGCUGACUGCUAACUUCAGUGACUCAGAUGACAUGGCAGUAGCCAAACGCCAUCCAACGCUCAGUGCAACUCUGAGAAGUAAGCAGCACUCGUGGCACGAGUCAGACUCAUUCACUGAGAAUGCACCUUGCCGGCCACUAAGGCGCCGUCGAAAAGUUAAGCGUGUGACUUCAGAGGUGGCUGCUAGCCUCCAGCAAAAACUCAGAGUAUCUGAAUGGAGUUAUGAGAAGGGUUGCAGGUUCAAAUCUGCUAAGAAGCAGCGCUUGUCACGUUGGAAGGAGAAUGCUCCUUGGACAUCAUCAAGCCGAGGACUUUGUGAGUCGGCAGAGACGAGAGCCUUCCUCAACAAAGGGGGAAGAAAUGAGAGGAUGGAAUGUGAAGCAGAUGAACAGAAACAAGGCUCUGAUGAAAACAUGUCAGAAUGUGAAACCAGUAGUGUGUGCAGCAGUAGUGACACUGGCCUUUUUACCAAUGAUGAAGGUCGCCAAGGUGAUGAUGAACAGAGCGAUUGGUUCUAUGAGGGAGAAUGUGUCUCAGGAUUUACGGUCCCUAACCUCCUGCCCAAAUGGGGAACUGACCGCCAGUCUGACAUGGAACGAAUGGAUUCCAGCCUUGAAAAAAUCUCAGAUCCAACAUUCCUUCUGCCCUCUCGGCCAGCUACGAGAGGGUUCCAUGCCCGCUUGAACCGUCUUCCCAGUGUUCCUACCCGCUGCCUCAGGAAGGGCCGUAGGAGGCUGGUGAGCAAGGAGACCAUCAUGAGUGCUAUGGGCACUGAGAGGAUUAGCCACAUCAUUGGUGAUUCCUGCCAAAAAGAUUUCUGGUUGCCGUCAAUGGGAAUGAGAGAUCGCAACCAGUUCAAUCCACUAUCUCCUCUCUAUUCUUUGGAUGUUCUUGCUGAUGCUUCCCACCGAAGGUGCUCACCAGCACACUGCACAGCCAGGCAGACCAAUAUACAUCUCGGACCCCCAUGUUCAAGGGACAUAAAGAGGAAGAGGAAGCCUGUAAUGGCGACAGCCUCCCUUUCCAGCCCAACUUCAGAGAUGAGUGAUGAAGAGAGGCUCGUUCCGCUUUGCCGCUGUAUUAAUACACAUCAGGGGCCAGCUCCCGGCACUAAAUCACGCUACUGCAUACAUCUGUUAUCGGACUCCUCACCACCGUGAUGAACAAGACUGCAGAUAGAGGCUUCCUCAUGUCAUUCUUUAUAGGAUUUUCCUAAAAGAAUAAAUAGCUCAAAUCUCUGCCAACACUCUCCCCUGUCAUUGUGAUGAAUUUAGCUUCUUUCUUAAACAUGCAGCAACAAAUCUUCCUUUGUCGUAGACCCCUCCCCCUCCCCACCUACGGAAAGUUUUGUUGAAUUUGACUGAAUUUAGAUGAUGAUAGUCAGGCCACUUAAGAUGCAUCCAGUGGUGGCAACGGAAGCUGCAAUCUGGAGGGUUGUUUUUUCUUUUAACCUAAUAUAUAUUUAAUGGCACUCGUACAAGGUCAUGGCCACUUACCCUGGGUGAAUCUGGAACUGCAAUUCCUUGGCAAUCCCUAAGAAACGGUUCACACAUGAGAACCCUGUGUGAUCACCUCACGCUUCUAGAGCAGCUGCCAUCCCUAAAAAUGGGGUUAUUAUAUACACCACUGUUGCCACUCCACCAUGGAGACCCUAAGUCACACUUGCACAAGGGCUUUUGCAGUUCCACAUAUUCCUGGGGCAGUUGUGUGUGUGGGUCAGAUGCCACAAAUAGUCCUCAAGUGAAAGUAUGGUAACGUUCUGCCUACUCUAUUGCUGGGCAGCGGUUGAGGCCUAGGAUGUUAUGCAGGCUUAAUAGGGUAUUAUAGCAGGCUUAAUAGAAUUUGACUCUUAACUAGAUUUGGAGACCACCCCACCCCUUCAAAAUACCUCCCAAAUCUACCUGAGAAACAGUUUUAUGUUCCCUUGUUUUAGGCAUGUCUCAUUGUCUCACAGUUUCCCAUAGCUUUUAAGAAUGUGGGCUGCAUUUGGACCCUCUUACAGCUGGGCUUCCAUUUGCUCAUGGUCCAGCUGUCUUCAAGGAGGAGGUGGUUUCAUUAAUGGCCUUUUAGGCAACGUAUUCUUGCUCAAUUUAUUUCAGUCACUUCAGUGGGACGAAUAAAAGGAUUGCUAGUUUUCUUUCCACCGCUUUCCUGCAGCAUGGGUAGACACUGCAAGGUGUGCUCAAGCUGCUUCAGUGACAAUCAAGUGAACUUCAUCCAUUUUCUUUUGUGCAGGCUGAUUUCUCUUUUAGCAGGGGAGUUUGGCUGCAUUUCUGACGAGGUUAAAAUGGUGCUUAGACAGGAUCCCACCUUUAUCCCUAAAGUUGUUGCUUCACUUUUUCCACAAGGAAAAUGCGUUAUUUCUUUCUGCCAACUGCAUAUUUCUGGCAGAUCAUGUAUUCUUUGAAACAAGGGUCUUCAGAAGCAGAAUAAAGAAUCGAAAGCAAGCAAGCAAGUGCCAAUUUGUCCAAGCCUGAUCACAGAAUUUUGGCUGUUUGGGCAGAGAAUUCAAAUUUCCGUUUGAUGCAGAAUAAACACAACCUUGUGUAUAUUAAACACAGAACAGGGACUAUUUAUUUGGUCAGGUCACUUCCACAGCUAAGAGCAGAGGUGAGUAUCUGGAUGUUGCUGGACUACAAUUCCCAUCAUCCCUGACAAAUGGCUAUGCUGACUGGGACUCAUGUUAGCUGUAGUCCAAGAACACCAGGAGAGCCAUGGGUUCCCCAUUCCUGGGUUAGAGCAAAAGAAAGUCUUAACUGCUGGGAGCUCUCUAGUGCUGAAACCAGGAAUGGUUUUCAGAAGCUCUGGAGUUAUCCAUAUCAUG
This is a messenger RNA of Podarcis raffonei (Aeolian wall lizard), 3198 nucleotides long. It is a transcript of the gene GPATCH2L, whose product is annotated as G-patch domain containing 2 like. The transcript has 10 exons. NCBI's taxonomy places the organism in Eukaryota, Metazoa, Chordata, Lepidosauria, Squamata, Lacertidae. The record is from RefSeq and is a predicted model, not a curated record. Bases 140 to 1534 code for a protein of 464 amino acids.